This is a messenger RNA of Mastomys coucha (southern multimammate mouse), 6212 nucleotides long. It is a transcript of the gene Brcc3, whose product is annotated as BRCA1/BRCA2-containing complex subunit 3. The coding region runs from base 377 to 1252 and encodes 291 amino acids. Gene Ontology annotation, cellular component: BRCA1-A complex; BRISC complex. Gene Ontology annotation, biological process: double-strand break repair. The transcript has 10 exons. The record is from RefSeq and is a predicted model, not a curated record. Gene Ontology annotation, molecular function: polyubiquitin modification-dependent protein binding; metallopeptidase activity; cysteine-type deubiquitinase activity. Lineage: Eukaryota; Metazoa; Chordata; Mammalia; Rodentia; Muridae.
UCAGCGGGCGGGCAAAAUGGGUGCCAGCACUACGAAGGCGUCUGCCCUGGCGGCCUGGAGCUACUCACAGCCCAAGUCCGCCCCAGCGGGGAAGCACCGCCUCCUGCUGCCCAGCUAGCUGCCCAGCCUGCCACACAGACCUCCUUCUCCAGCCACCACCCAACGUCCUACUGCUUUGCUAGCAGAGACCAACCCGAGCUUCUCCCAGGUGCGGCUAGGCGGGUACUGCCUAUGAGCCCCAGGCUCCGCCCCUGUGGAACCCGCGCCUCUAGGCCAGGGCUGGGCGGAGCUUCAAGCACAGGACUCGUAAGGCUGCGUCUGAGCACCGGGUUGGACAAGCUGCUGUGCACCCUUGGCGGACGUGAGUGGAAAGAAGAUGGCGGUGCAGGUGGUGCAAGCUGUGCAGGCGGUUCAUCUGGAGUCUGACGCUUUCCUAGUUUGUCUCAACCAUGCUCUGAGCACAGAAAAGGAGGAGGUGAUGGGACUAUGUAUAGGGGAGUUGAAUGAUGACAUAAGGAGUGACUCCAAAUUUACAUAUACUGGAACUGAAGUGCGCAUAGUCCCAGAAAAGAUGGAUACCAUCAGAAUUGUUCAUAUCCAUUCUGUCAUCAUCUUGCGGCGUUCUGACAAGAGAAAGGACCGUGUAGAAAUUUCUCCAGAGCAGCUGUCUGCAGCCUCAACAGAGGCAGAAAGGUUGGCUGAACUAACAGGUCGUCCCAUGAGAGUUGUUGGCUGGUAUCAUUCCCACCCUCAUAUAACUGUUUGGCCUUCACAUGUUGAUGUUCGUACACAAGCCAUGUACCAAAUGAUGGAUCAAGGCUUUGUAGGUCUUAUUUUUUCCUGUUUCAUAGAAGACAAAAACACAAAGACUGGUCGGGUACUCUACACUUGCUUCCAAUCCAUACAAGCCCAAAAGAGCUCAGAGUAUGAGCGAAUUGAAAUCCCAAUCCAUAUUGUACCUCAUAUCACUAUUGGGAAAGUAUGCCUUGAAUCUGCAGUAGAAUUGCCAAAGAUCCUGUGUCAGGAAGAACAGGAUGCAUAUAGAAGGAUUCACAGCCUUACACAUCUGGACUCAGUGACCAAGAUCCAUAAUGGCUCAGUAUUUACCAAGAAUUUGUGCAGUCAGAUGUCAGCAGUCAGUGGGCCUCUACUGCAGUGGUUGGAGGACAGAUUGGAGCAAAACCAGCAGCAUUUGCAAGAGUUGCAACAAGAAAAGGAAAAGCUUAUGGAAGAGCUGUCUUCCCUAGAAUAAAGCAGAACAACAAAAAAAUGUGGUAAUUUUUUUUCAGUUUGUGUGCUGAAUCUGGUCCCAAACUAUACACAACUCCUAUAUAGACAAAUAAUAUAGCAGCACUUUUUAUAUCCCAACAAAUAGUUUGAUGUAUAUAAAAACAGAAGACGUUUUCUUAAAAUUUCCCCUGAGCUUAUAGAAUUCCCCUACUUGUAACUGCUUUAAAAAGAAAACAUGCAGGAUGGCUUAAGCGGAACAUGAAAGGUAUUUUGUAAGGGGCAUAGGAGGUACAUUAGCAAGGAAUAUCUGGGAAUAAAAUGUCUGAAAAGUUUACUUUGUUUUAAAAAUAUUAUAUAUAUUUGAACUAGAGUAUCAAUGUGUAUCCCUAGCUAUCCUGGAACUCACUAUGUAUACCUCACUAAACUGCCCCACUAAGUUGCCCCCAAACUCAUAGAGAUCUACCUGCCUCUGACUCUGUAGUGCUGGGAUUAAAGAUAUAAAAACACCCAGCAUAAACUUUUUUUUGCGACAGUGUCUUAUAAUAUAGCCUAACUGGUUUGGAACUUACAGAAAUCUACUUUCCUCUGUUUCCCAAAUGGUGGAGCUAAAGAUGUGUAACAGUAAUAUAAACUUCUUAGAAUGUGAGGUCUUUGUUUUUAUUUUCAGAUAUAGCCAUCCUAUAUAAUAUGAUAAAGGAAGAAUAGCACUUGGUAUUUCUAUUUAAUGGCUUGAUGUUUCUGCUAUGCAAAUGAAUCCUAAGUACUAUAGAAUUAAUGGAAAAACAUGCAGGUAGCUCAUCAUCACCCACCUCUGUUAAUUAUACUCACUUAAAAUCGUGUAUCAUUACUUCCUUCUUGAUCUGUAAACAUGUAUCAUGAUAUAUCUAAAUGUGAUUCCGUGCGCAUGCCCUUUUAAGCAAACAAGUGAGUUCUAACUUAUUUGAAUCUAAAGCAAAUUCUUACUGAUCUUAAGAAUUGAAUUAUAAUAUAACCAUGAUUUUUGUUAGCAAUAUUAGGAUUUAGGUUGUAAUAGAAAUCAUGCUUUAAAAAAUGUGAUGAUCAUAGCAUUCAUAUGUAGCCACUAAUUCUAAAUGUGUCUUCAGAAAAAGAGUUGAGCCUGUUGCAUCCUGAGAACUAAAGUGGGAACUGGAAAAAGAGUGAAAAGAAAGAAAACAGAUAGUAAUAGUCCCAACCACAGUGAUAAUUGGGAUUUUGGCUAAUUGAGGCUAGAACCUAAAACUCUACAUGACUUACAUAGUUGAUUCAAGGGCAUACUUACAUUUGAAAACAAAUAUUCUUAGGGCAUAUGGAAUGUAAAUGUUGUAUUUUCUUUAAUUUUCUCUCACCACAAUUAUUAUUUAUUUAUUUUAUUUUUUAUAGGUCAGAUGAAAAUACCUGGCAUACAGUUUAUUAAACUAAAUCAAUUUUGAAAAAGAUAAAAUUGGAGGGCCUACAUUAUAUAACUUCAAGAUUUAUUAUAAACCUACAGUAAUCAAGAUACUAUAUUUGCAGAAAAAUCAAUGCAACAGGAAAGAAAAUUCAGAAAUAAGCCCAUAAUAAUAUGCUUAACUAAUUUUGAAAAAGUACAAAUGUGAUUCAAGGAAGAAAAGACAGUCAUUUCAACAAAUUGAACCGCCACAAGCCAACAAAAUAUAUUCUAAAAGUACCUCCAAAUGUAUCAUGGAUUUAAAUGUUCUAUGGAAAAUAGAAAAAAUUAUUCAAGAAAAAUUUUCAGGAGUUAAGUACUUAAUAUUCAACUCAAGCACAAUUUCACAAAAUAAAAACUCUAUUCUGCAAAAAUAUUAAAAGGAAACCAUGUAAUAUCUGAUCAGUGAAAAAAUAUGCUUAAAACUCAAAAAUAAAUACCAGUAGAAAAUGAAAAAAGACAUAAACAUUGUCACUACAGGGGUUUAUAUAGAUGGCAAGUAAUUAUGUGAGUAUAUAUUGAAUCUCAUGUCAUUGAGGAAUGCAACUUAAAACUACAACAUGGUAUGACAUAUACUUAUCAGGACUGCUAUAGAAAAAAUGCUGAAAAUACCAAAUACUAUUGAGGAUGCCAUCUAGAUUUCUUAUACACUAAUGACAGGAAUGUAAAAAUACAGCUACUGGGCAGAAGAGUUUAGAAUUUUGUUGUUGUUGUUUUCGAAACAGUGUUUCUCUAUAUAGCUCUGGCUGUCCUGGAACUCACUCUGUAGACCAGGCUGGCCUCGAACUCAGAAAUCCGCCUGCCUCUGCCUCCCAAGUGCUGGGAUUAAAGGCAUGCACCAUCACCGGCCGGCCUGGAAUUUUUUUUUAAAGUUAGACAUACACUUAACAUAACCCAGUGUCAUACUGUCUUCACACAAAAACUUUUACAAAAUUUUUCUUAGCAGCUUUAUCUGUGAUAGCUGCAAAUUAGAAACAACCCAAAUAAUUCUGCAGUGAGUAAGUGGUUCAACAAACCAUUCUUACUAUGGACUACUACUAUGUAGUGGGAAGGAACAUAUGCUAAUAUGAUGAGCCUUGUACAAUUAUAGUAAAUGAAAAAAUGCUAGUCUUAAAAGAUCACUUACUGUAUGGUUGUAUUUCUAGAGCAUUGUUUAAAUGUCAGGAUUAAUGACAAAACCAAAUUAAUGAUUUUUAGAGUCAGGGAAUAGACAUUGUAUAGCAUAUGUAUUCUUACUGCAGUGUGACAUAAAAGUUAAUUUAGGCUGAUGAAACAGUUUUGUACCUUAAAUUUAGUGUUUAAUAUAUGUCUGUUCCUGUGCUAACAUUUUAUAGAUUUAUAUACAUACAAAUUAAUAUAUUUAGAAAUCUAGGAGUAGGAAGUAAGGUUCCAAUUUAUGAAAUGAUUAGAGUAAUGUAUGAGCCAUAUGUAGUGUCACAUGCCUACAAUCCCAGUGCUCAGGAGGCUGAGGUAGGAAAAUUUCAAAUUUAGAGCCAUUCUGAGCUAUAUAGCUCCCAGCUGGUUGGGGUACAGUGGGAGACAAAGCUUCAGGAAAAGGCAGGGAGGGUAGGUGAUAAAAAGAAAACCUGGGGUUGGGGAUAAAAUGAUUUGAAUAUUCUUAUAGGCCAACUAUGAACACAAGUCUGUGCUUCACUUUCAUGAAUAAAAUGAGAUUAUAGUAGAUGACCAUCAAGUACUUUUAGGUCAGUGUUCAUAUUUUUAAAAUAUUAAUCAUCAGAAAGAACAGUGGCAUGAAUGAAAUGUGAUUAUUUUCCUAGUUAUACCUUUACACAAAAUAUUGUAUUCCAACAUAACAACCUUGUAUUUGUUUAAAUGGAUAUGUUCUCCAUCUGGUUUUUUUUUUUUUUUAAUGUCUUCAAGGCUUUCUCUUUUUUUAAGAUUUAUUUAUUUAUUUAUUUAUUUAUUUAUUUGGGUACACUGUAGCUGUACUGAUGAUUGUGUACCUUCAUAUGGUUGUUUGGAAUUGAAUUUUUAGGACCUCUGCUUGCUUCAUUCAUAUGAGCCACCAUGUGGUUGCUGGGAUUUGAACUCAGGACCUUUGGAGGAGCAGCCAGUGCUCUUACCCCCUGAGCCAUCUUGCCAGCCUCCUCCAUCUGUUUUUUUAAAACCUUUUUGAGAUGAGGCCCCACUCAACAGCCCAGGCUGGCCCCAAUCUAGCAGUUCUCUUGCCUCUACCUCCUAAGUGGUAAUAUUACAGGCAUACAACACCUUGCCUGGCUGAUUCCUUAUUUUCUAUACAUAGAAACUGCAUCUGACCUUAUCUCCACUAUUUUUAAAGCCUUAGUCAAUGAUGAUGUCCAUUAGUCAAACUCAUUUGUUUUUGAAAACUCAUUAGUAAACCUCUAGCUUUACUAUUUUUAUUAAUAAACACUGGCUUGAUACUUUCAUCAUUCUUCCAAAUCUACCACUUUUGGUCUUUGUUAUCAUAUACUUAUUAUUUCCUAUUCCGAGGCUGUCACUUGCAAAAUUCAUUCAUAAGCCUCUCUAUGCAGUUACAGACAAAUCCAUUUCUCUAUAUACCAUUAUCUGAACUCCAGACUUACAUUUCGAGCUACCCAUUAUUUGUUUCUACUAGGUAGUCUUAUUGCUACAUUGAAUUUGAUAAAUCUAAAUCUGAACAUGUUUUUGGCCUAAUCUAUAUUCUCUUAAAUUUCUUACCUCAGUGAAGAAAGCAAGCAUCCAUAUGCAAAAACUGGAAUCUAGACAGGCAACCCUAACAUCUCUUACCGUUUACACUUUGCCUUGAGUUACAGCAGUUUGACAUUUUUUUUGUAAUCUAAUCAGAGUUGCAAUAUGAAGAAUAGGUAUGUGUGAGGAGGAAUGGGCAGGUGGGGUAUCAAGAUUCCCACUCAUUGGGAUUACUUCAUGAAGACAUGAGUUUUUAGCCUUGCAACAGCAGAGCAGAAAUAAGAUCUAGUGAAAGUUGUCCUGUGUCAGUACCCUCAAAAUCAGAAUGAAGAGGAGAAGGUAAUCUCUUACACUAAAUUAAAUGACUGAGCAAAUAAUUAUGUUUUGAGGAAAAUUGAAGUUAGUUUUUUCAUACUUGAAACAUUAUUUACAGAUAUAAAAAAAGGAAGUAAAAAGUUAUUCCCCGGGAUGAUAAAUAGAAAAAGUUGAUAUCAUUUUAAAAGGGAGUUACAUGUUAUAUAUAUACUAAGAGAAUAAGUAUGUCUGUAUACUUCCACUUUUUACCUCUACCCAUUAAGAGAGAAUAGAAAUGGUAGCUCAGUAGCUAAUGAGCACACCUGGCACCAAGAGGCUGGACUUCAAAUAGUAUUUUCCACUAAUACUGAAUAGAAUUCAGUCCAGAAAUGAAUGCAUAUGUAUAUGAUGAACUGAUUUUUAACAAAAACACCAAGACUAUUUGAAAGGGGAAAUAUAGUCUUUUCAACAGCUGAUGAUUUCACAACUAAAUAUCUAUACAGAAUAAUGAAGCUGGACCUCUGCCCCACAUCAUGUAUGAAUGUUAACUAAAAAUGUAUGUAUCAAAUAUUUAAAUGUAGGAACUUGUAACUAUUAAAAUAUUAAAACAACA